Molecule: messenger RNA, 711 nt
Organism: Phanerochaete carnosa HHB-10118-sp
Lineage: Eukaryota; Fungi; Basidiomycota; Agaricomycetes; Polyporales; Phanerochaetaceae
Exons: 4
Coding region: 1-564 (187 amino acids)
Source: RefSeq, a predicted model, not a curated record
AUGGAGACUGGUGCAAACACAACCAUCGAACCAAACCCCGUGCAUUUCGCUAAUGACUUCAAUCUCGCAGUGCAGGCUCAGCUGCCAGGGGUCGUAGUGCCCCAGAAGAUCUAUGUGCCUCCCCGCCCCGGUGGACAUAAUCCUACUAGACUAUCGCGACUCAUGUUUUCCUCCUCCAAUGGCUUGCCCGGCGUGCGCGUCCAGGACGUCAUAAACGGCACGGUGGACGUGCUUAAUGCGACAACCACUCCUACUCUAUCGGAAACGGGAGUAAGGGUAACCCUCCGAAUCUGCUGGCCUGGGUAUCCAGAGUGGACGAAGAACAACGCUGUUGUCCUCCAAAGCAACAACCAGCCGCCUAGAAACCUUGGCGACAUCACCGCCCAAAUUGCGACUGCAAUCGAGACAUUCUACAAGGAAAUGCGCACGGUCCCCGAAGAGACCUUGGGAGACACCUCUGGCUGGGAACUCAGCAAGAUACCUUUCGAGUCCCUGUACUUGGUAGAGAUCCGACCGGUGCUGCAGGCAAGCUGGCAGCCUGUUAUUUGUGUAGAUAUAGCUUGAAGGAAGGAGAAGAUGAGUAGAAGUCGGCGGCUCAGAUACCGCAUUGCAUGUAAGGUAGUCGAGAUAGAAGUGCGGUUAUCAAUGCUCAUAGCCACAUGAGCGUAACGUACACAAUAGAUGCUACGUAGGCAGUAAAUACAUCCCGCC